AGUACAGAGGCCACUGAGCCAGAUGUUUCCGUGUUGUUUGGAGAAACUUAGGAUUUCUUUUUUUUUUUAUUUUAGCAUGUUGCUAGGAUGCAACAGGUAGGCUAACAACAACCAACGAGAAGUAGAGUACUCGAGGACAACGUGCACAAGAAAGACUUUACACGAGGAGUUUUUGAAAGAAUCUCAACUCGUUGUAAUUUUGUUAAGAAACGAUUUGGUGACACGAGGAUUUCGAGUGAUGGCAGAUAAGGAGCUCGCCCGCGUGAGGACCAAGUUUGUGGAUAAGGUCAGCAAAGAGGUGAUAAAUCAGCUCCUGGACGACAUUUUGGAGGAUGGUAUCCUGAACGAUGGGGAGAAAGACUCGCUCCUGGAGUUGAACGUGAGCAAAGCAGACAAGGCACGCUGUCUCAUCGACACCGUGAAGAGGAAAGGAGACGCAGCCAGCAGGAAGAUGAUCACUCACCUUCAACGCAGGGAUGCAACACUGUUCUCUGAAGUGGGUCUGUCCUGUGGUCCACCUGCUCAGCCAGCAGCAGAGCCCAAGCAGGAGCAAGAAUGGUCCACCUCACUUAUCCCCUCCACUCAGGCCUUUUGGAGGGAGAAACAGAAUGAUACAAGUAUUUACAAAGUGACCAACGAUUCCAUUAAGAGUCGAGUAGCUCUGCUGAUCACUAAUAUAAAGUUUACCAACGAGAAACUCAACAGGAACGGUGCUGUGAAAGACGAGGAGAACAUGGAGAAACUGCUCAUCUGUCUGGGAUACGAGGUGGUGAAACGUACAAAUCUCACAGGAAAGCAAAUCAAUGAUGCAGUUAUUGAGUUCUCUAAACAUCCGAAACUCAAAGGGACAGACAGCGUGUUGGUGGUUAUCAUGUCUCAUGGGAAACUGGGCGCUGUCCUCGGUGUGGACUGGAAAGAUGAGCCAGCUGGUGACGUGUUCCCCAUCGACAACAUUUACGAACACCUGGGCUCUGAGAAAUGUCCGGUCCUGCUGAACAAACCUAAGAUCAUCAUCAUCCAGGCCUGCAGGGGAGAGGAGAAAGGAUCAGUGCUGGUUAGAGAUGCUGCAAGCUCAGCUUUGAUGUGCGAUGACCUCAGCAGCCUGGUGGCUGACAACAUAGAAGAGGAUAAUUUGCGAUAUGUACACAAAGAAAAAGACUUAAUUUCUUUUCUUUCUUGCACCCAUGAUACAGUCUCGUAUAGAGAUCCUGUUCGAGGAUCUAUUCUGAUCCAGUAUUUGAUUGCGGUACUCAACACCUUUGCACACAAAGACGACAUUGAGGAACUUUUCAGAAAAGUGAUGGAACGCUUUGAAGAAUUUGCUAUUCAGGCCAAAAUGCAGAUGCCAACCAAAGAGAGAUGUAACCUAACAAAGCGCUUUUACUUUUUCCCAGGCAUCUGAGAUGCUCGAAUGUUUGCUUGGACCGAUCUUCUCAACCUUUCAAGAAAUGUUUAAACACAUGCCAGUCAAUUUCAUGAAAUCCCUUUGGUUCUUUGUGAUAUCAAUGUAAUGUCAAACAACUUAAUAUCUGUCUCUUUACACACUUCUAUACUUCCAAGUAUGUUUGCACAAACAUAUAAAAGUAAUUAUCAUUUUCUUUUUCUUUACAAAUAGUAAAACUAUGCAAUCAUUACUUUAUUCAUUUAAAGAAGUGGGGAUUAAUCAUGCUAAGUCUAUCACGAGCAUUAUGCAGCGCACUACAAGCCGCCUUUUGGAACUGUAUUUUAUACAUAAUUAAACAUAUCAAAACUGC
Labrus mixtus (cuckoo wrasse) is the source of this 1754-nucleotide messenger RNA. Its product is annotated as caspase-1-like. The record is from RefSeq and is a predicted model, not a curated record. The coding region runs from base 239 to 1402 and encodes 387 amino acids. Lineage: Eukaryota; Metazoa; Chordata; Actinopteri; Labriformes; Labridae. The transcript has 8 exons. Gene Ontology annotation, biological process: proteolysis; regulation of apoptotic process. Gene Ontology annotation, molecular function: cysteine-type endopeptidase activity.